Amorphotheca resinae ATCC 22711 is the source of this 1235-nucleotide messenger RNA. RefSeq lists its product as hypothetical. Gene Ontology annotation, cellular component: membrane. The record is from RefSeq and is a predicted model, not a curated record. Lineage: Eukaryota; Fungi; Ascomycota; Leotiomycetes; Helotiales; Amorphothecaceae. Bases 130 to 1038 code for a protein of 302 amino acids. The transcript has 4 exons. Gene Ontology annotation, molecular function: opioid growth factor receptor activity.
CCCAGGCGAGUCAGGCAGGCAGGCGGUGAAGAGAUUCGCAUCCGCAUUUUCCUGUGGAUAACUGGACGGCCGCAGUGACGCAGCCUUGCGACCCUCCCGCCUCCGUAGUUUGCCAAACCAUCAAAGACAAUGUCCAAACGAAGGCGUUCGCCUAGUCCCAACUCACCAACCAAAAGCCGCUCGUCUUCGAAAAUGGAGCAAGGCUACUUCAACUUACGCAGACGCUCACCUGUCUCUCUUAUCGCUUUCUACGAUGGUACUGGCAAAGACAUUAAAGGACGAAGCCUAGCAGAGAUUUUGCAAUGGCCAGCCAGCAGACUCGAAUCAUGCCACGACUAUAUCCAAACCCUGUUUCCUCUACCAGAGAAGUCUGCAUUCAAUGACCCCGCGCCAAUCAUUGACAAAGAGGUCUUUGAAGCUUUUCGCACGCGCAUGGAGUUGAGGGGUAGGAUGAGAGACUCUUUCGAACGGAUAAUGUGGUUCUAUGGAUUUCAGCUUCAGAGAGACGCCAAUGGCAAGUUGGAGGUUUGCCCUGGUCCUAAUUUUCCCAAACAUUCCCGACACUGGCACACAGGAUUUAACCACAACCACCUCCGUAUUACACGAAUCAUCCGGUCUCUUCGUGUUCUCGGUCUAGAGGAGGAGGCCCUUGCGUUCUAUAAUGCCGUUGCUGGUGCCAACAAAAUCAGUCCGAAGUCCCGUAUGUUCUGGGCAAGAGCGGCACAUAGACCUUUGAAUAUACCACCCGACCUCGACGAAGAGGAUGCUGAUGAAGCGGAUGAACGACUUGGGCCGAAAUUCUUGUGGGAUUUUGAACAGAAGCAGAAAGCGGAGGAUAAGGCGAGGGAAGAAGCACAAAAUAAAACGAAGGCAGGGGUUCAAGAGGGAGCUUCUGGAGCCGUAACAGAGGAGACAGGUAGACGGGCAGAUGCCAUCGAUGAGACUGACCAAUCGCCGGAGACGGUGUCUGAAAAAUCCAAGGACAACAAAGCAGGUAGCAUCCCUUCAGUUAAGGACGAUGAGGAUGAUAACUCUUGAACAACGCUCGGAAACGGGAAACUGAAUCGCAACGGAUCCAGAGUUUAAUAGCAAGUUGGAGUUGGGGGACGGUGAAAACAAAGGUAAGCCAGAGCAUGAUGCUCAGUAUCCACCUGAAAGAAAUGGAGAGGAACAAGGGGAAUAAGCUGGAAAACAGAAGUUCGGAUGAGCCACCUCCUAGCUAUGAAGAACCUAUC